AUGACCUAAUGGUUGACUUAGCUAAGCAGAAUCGACUGGUUUAUUCAAAGCAAUCAGUGGGUUUUCCUGCAUGACCUAUAUAUAGACCGUUGGUAAUUUUUCCGUCAUCUCAGGAGGAGUGACAUAUUUUACACCGCAGUAUUUGACAGUAUUUGCCGGCCACACAAGGAGCGUCAUCAAGUGGUUAUGAAUAGUUUGCUUUGCAGCAGAUACAACUGAUACUGGAAUUCCUCUCAUAUCAGAUGCCAUGACAGAUACUCGCCGUACCAAAAACCACCCCGGUGGACCCCCUUACACUGUUGACAAAACAACACAAACUGAUGGUUCUAUUCGAGAUGGGGGUGAAAUACAGUUCCGAGAAAUUCGCGGAAACUUUAUUACACAAAUAGGUUCCAACAACAAAGUUGUUGACAUAACCGUAACCAAGGACUUCCUUCAAAUGGCAAAGGAGGAUGAGGAACAUUUAGUUUGUGAUAAAAACGUCCCCGUUAUCCUGCUGAAAUGGCAUGGAGCUGCUGUACAUGAAGAAGACGCAGCCAAGACAUUGACUUCAGCAUGGACAAUACGGCUGAAGGAAAUGUUUAGGGACAUGCGUGGGGAAAUAUUACAACACAUUUCAAACUCUCUGUUUUCGCGUCUCAGGAAAUUUAUUGAGGACAUUUUCAUGAAGUAUGCUUCCAGACUUACUUCAGUCUGCAGUGGGUCUCUGCUGUUCGUGUUCCAACAUGCUGAUGAGGAGUCUUCACAGAGAAUGGUUGCAGACAAGGAGGUUGUGCGGGAGAUGUUCCACCAGCUGCUGCUGGGGAUGGGCAAGGGGGAAAUAGAGUUCACGCUGGAGGUAGAUAUACGUACAGGUGACUGUAUGGAGGUUGAAGCAGGUGGAAAUGUAGGUGGUGGUGAAGACGUUGAUGCUGAUCCCCUCGCUCCAGGAAUGGAUCCACUGGUAAAGACACUACCGCCAAACGUCCCGCUAGACACCAACGCCGGGGCAGCGAAGAAUGUAACAGAUAUGACAGAGGUCGAGCGUAGAUUGCAAUCUAUGGAAAACGACUUUAGAAUGAUGCAGCGAGAGGUGAAUGGACAUAUGGACAGCAUUCGUGUUGAUAUGGGAAGAGGAUUGAAGGAGAUGAGAGAGGUUACACAGACCUUCUUGGAAACGGUGUUGACGAAGACACCAGCAAAUCGACAGGACAAGGAACCAACACACUCUGAACAUACACUGAUCCCCGAGCCUCAUGACAUGCUUUCACUGACUGGAAAGGCGGGUUUCCCAUUUAUCUCAAUGUCAGUAGAACAGUUCCAACAAACGGCAUACCCGGUGUAUAUGGAGAAGGAAGUGGCACCCGACACUUCCCGGAACACUGAACCUACUGUCCCACCGACAUCCAUCGCUGACAACAAUGAACCCACGAAAGCAGCAAGCUAUGAAAUAUCAGGCGAAGGAACAGAUGAGCAGCAAAUGUCAGGUCCAGCUACAAUCGGCACAGCUGCGUCUUCUGAAGGUGCUGGGAUUGAGGGGGAUGUAGUUAUCCCUCCAUCAAGAUCCGAACAAGACAUCCCGUGUCAACCAAAAGGAGAAGUACCCGUAAAACAAAAGUACGAAGAGGCUGAGCAGCUCUUGGACUCCCUUAAUGUCGCUAAUGUGGGAGACAGCUCAUCUGACCCGGAAGUGAGACGUUUGACUGACGCUGUGGCUGCAGCUCUGGUUGAAGAAGUUACACCACCACCAAGGGCAAUGGGCAUGGACACUGUGUUAUGUUUGGAUGUGUCAGACAGCAUUGGGCUGGAAGGCCUAGAGGAAGUCAAGCAGAUUGCCAACAACUUUGUAGAUGGAAUUGAGGAUACAGCUGCUCAGCACGGAGUAGAGGAGAAUGUAGGUGUGGUGUCACUGGGAGGAGGAGCCAAGGUUGUCCAGCAGCUCACCAACGACUACGGAGCUGUCCGAGAUGCUAUAGAAAGUCUGGUCUGUUAUGGGAAAAGUCCGAUAUUCGAAGCUCUCCUGGUGUGUGUUGCGACAGUGAAAGAAGGAGGGGGAGUACUAAGCGUUGGAAGAGUGCACAAGAUCAGGCCAAGGAUAAUCUUUAUCACAGACGGCUUGGCCACUGACGACACCCACCCAACAGGAUCAGAUACCCCCUCAACAGAUCUCAGUACCAAGGUCGAGCUGAUCCAACUAAUGAGUGAACUCUCCCUCAAGAAGAGCAGUACAACUCCAAACCCAAUAACAUGGGUUCCUGUCGCAUCUGCGGACAGGUCAUUCCUGACCCCUCUGUCAAAACUUAGCGAUGGAAACAUUGUUGAAGGAAAGGACAUUGCAACUUUAUGUACCUACUACAGAGUACAGGAAAGCAUUGGAAAAAUGUACAUGUUAAUAAAAUCUCAUGAAUUCUCGAGCGAGGCCAUGGAUGCACUGACAGAUGUCUUCAUCGGAGAUAUGUCUCCUCAAGAGAAGCGUUACGUCAUUCAAGAAGUAAAGGCGAAAUUAGAAACAAAGGACACUGGCCUCGUGGAUGAUGACCCUCAAGGAUAUGACAACAUUAAGGAGCUCAAGGACUUGCCUCCCCUUGGGUCAAGGGUUAUCAGAGGUCCUGACUGGAAGUCCCAAAACCAGGAUUUAAAUGGACCAGGAACAAUUAUCAACCAUGCUGAUGAUGACAACUACGUCUGGGUUCAGUGGGACUUGAACGAUUUUGCAUGCCGAUACAGGUUUGGCUACGAGGGCAUGUAUGACAUCACUGAAGUGGAUAACCAGCCAAGGAUCCUUAGUCAGAAUGAGCUGAUUGAGAUUGGGUGCAGAGUGAGAAGAGGCGCUGACUGGUCAAGUGGCGAUAAAGACGGGGACGUUGGUAACACUGGUGUUAUCAUCAGGAAAAGGCAAGAUGGCAAAGUGAAAGUCAGGUGGCACAAUGGUAUGAUUCAGUCCUGUAACUAUGGGUAUGAAGGAAAAAUGGAACUUGUGAUAUGCUCCCUAGAAGAUAUCAUACCUUCGGCACAGAGAAAGAGGACACACACAGAUGAUGUUGCUUCCCAGAAAGGUCAUGGUGUACCAACUGCUGAGAAACCUCACGUUCUGUGGCAGUGGCAUGAUGACCGAGGCCGGUGGCGACUGUAUGACAGGGGAAAUAUUGACAAACUCACCAGGGAAUUUGAUCGAAAACCAACCGGUUCCUGUGUAAUACAGAAACAAGGGAGGAGUUUCCGUGUUUUGUUCAGCUUGAUGCAAGUGAAAUGUGUGGAAGACAGCACCAGGCAUGACGUGAGACGCCUAGUGGUGAGUGAUGAAGACCGGGAUGAAUGCGUCGCCAAGGAAUUUUCAAUCAGUGGUGACAGCUGAUGGACCGCCUUGUGGCUUCCAGAUGGGGAGGGUUUUAUAUAUACAAUGAUUUGAAAGAAUUUAACCCUUCUACUUUACCGCGCCCAUUUAAACAAUCUGUUCCAUAUAUUUAUGAGACCUACUGUCUGACGCCACUUACAAUUAACUCUGUGGUUCAGUAGAUUGACAUUUCAUUUCGAAUAA
Molecule: messenger RNA, 3517 nt
Organism: Haliotis rubra (blacklip abalone)
Lineage: Eukaryota; Metazoa; Mollusca; Gastropoda; Lepetellida; Haliotidae
Exons: 23
Coding region: 248-3334 (1028 amino acids)
Biological process (GO): protein ubiquitination
Molecular function (GO): metal ion binding; ubiquitin-protein transferase activity
Source: RefSeq, a predicted model, not a curated record